CAAUUAUUUUAGUUAGUUGCUAUUAACAAAAUUAGAUAAUUUAUUUAAAAAAGAAAAAAGAAAAGAAACUUUUACUUAGUUAGGUUAGGUAUUGUCAUUAGCGGGAGAAAUCUUAAACCCUAAAACUUUUCUAUGUAAAUUUUCCCAGAAAAUUUCAACCAUACAAGAAAAAUUCAUAGAACUAUUAAUCGAUAUUCAAUACAUACAUUUACUUAAUUCACUUCUGGUUCUUCCAAUUUUCAAGCUACUCAAUCCAUCAAAACCAUGGAAGAAGAAGAUGAAGUAAACGAAAGUUUCCCUCUUUUUAAACACUCCAAUAACCCUGAACCUCUCUCCAAACCCAAACCUACCGCCGCCGAUUCCAAUCCAGAGCCACACUUCGAGAGGUCCACAGACGCCGAUCCAAGUCCCACCACCACAACUUUCAAGAACCUCGGACUCACAGAAUGGGCAGUGGAGACCUGCAAAGAACUCGGGAUGAAGAAACCCACGCCGGUCCAAGCUCACUGCAUUCCCAAAAUCCUCGCCGGAAGGGAUGUGUUGGGAUUGGCCCAGACCGGUAGUGGAAAGACGGCGGCUUUCGCUCUACCGAUUAUGCAUCGGCUGACGGCGGAUCCUUAUGGGGUUUUCGCGCUUGUGGUGACUCCGACGAGGGAGUUGGCGUUUCAGUUGGCUGAGCAGUUUAGGGCAUUGGGUUCGGCUGUACACUUGCGUUGUGCUGUUAUUGUUGGUGGAGAAGAUAUGCUUACUCAGAUGAAGAAAUUGGUUGAAAGGCCUCAUGUGGUUAUUGCUACUCCUGGUAGACUUAAGGUCUUGCUUGAGAAUUCUGAGAUUCCUCCGGUCUUCUCUAAUACUAAGUUUCUGGUUUUGGAUGAAGCAGAUAGAGUAUUAGAUGUUGGGUUUGAAGAGGAGUUAAGAAUGGUGUUUCAGUGCAUCCCAAAGAAACGCCAAACUUUGUUGUUCUCUGCAACAAUGACUGAAAACCUUCAGGCACUACUGGAGGUUUCUCCAAAUAAGGCAUACUUUUAUGAAGAAUAUCAAGGGUUUAAGACAGUUGAUACUCUUAAGCAGCAGUAUCUUCUUGUACCGAAUGAUGUCAAGGAUGUUUAUCUGGUUCAUAUUCUGUCUAAAAUGGAAGAUAUGGGUGUUCGGUCUGCCAUGAUAUUUGUCUCAACUUGCAGAACUUGUCAUCAAUUGAGUUUAUUACUCGAGCAUCUUGAUCAAACAGCUGUGGCAAUGCAUUCAUUCAAUUCACAGCCCCUCAGGCUCACUGCGUUAAACCGCUUCAAAUCUGGAAAGGUUCCCGUAUUGCUUGCAACUGAUGUUGCCAGUCGUGGUUUGGAUAUUCCAACAGUUGAUCUUGUUAUCAACUAUGAUAUUCCAAGGUUUCCAAGAGAUUACAUUCACCGUGUUGGACGUACAGCAAGGGCAGGCAGAGGAGGGUUGGCUAUCAGCUUUGUUUCCCAAACUGAUGUAGACCUUGUUCACGAAAUAGAAGCUGUUAUCGGGAAACAAUUAGAAGAAUUUCAAUGCAAAGAACACGAGGUGCUUUCCGACAUAAGAAAGAUUUACAGUGCCAGGCGAGUGGCGAUAAUGAAAAUGAGGGACGAUGGCUUUGAAGAGAAAGCCAAAGAACGGAAAAAACAGAAGCGAAAGACACUAGCAGAGAAAGGAUUAUUAGACAAGAGAAGUAGAAAGAGAAAAAGGCAAAAAAGAACAGCUGAAGCUGAAAUUGAAGUUGAAGCUGAGCAAACAGAAUAGAUUUUCUUUACAGUGCCUCUGUCAUGUCAUCAAGUAUAAUUUUUGUUUAGCUGGUUUUGAUCAGCAAAGAGAUCAGAGAAAAAAGAAUAGAUUUUAUUUACCAUUUUUCUUUGAAAAUUGCAUUGUAUUAUUAACCAAAGUCAUCAAUUUUAGUAUAUUCUUUAAAUUUAACUUCUUUCAGAUUA
Molecule: messenger RNA, 1946 nt
Organism: Cannabis sativa
Lineage: Eukaryota; Viridiplantae; Streptophyta; Magnoliopsida; Rosales; Cannabaceae
Product: DEAD-box ATP-dependent RNA helicase 36
Exons: 6
Coding region: 265-1761 (498 amino acids)
Molecular function (GO): RNA helicase activity; ATP binding; nucleic acid binding
Source: RefSeq, a predicted model, not a curated record